AUGAUGGGACUCAGUGGAGCUGCCCAUGCUGUCAGACACUCAGUGGAGCUGCCCAUGCUGUCAGGGACUCAGUGGAGCUGCCCCAUGCUGUCAGACACCAUGAGGGGACUCAGUGGAGCUGCCCAUGCUUGGGAGAAGCUCCAGAUGUCGACCAAUGAGAGGAGGAAGAUCUUAUGCUCCCUGAUGUUCCACCUGGUGGCUAUUGGUUGUGUUCUCUGUUCCGUAUACGUCCUCGUCAACAGAACCCUCCACGAGAUCAACCUGGGACGCAACACCGACGACAUGUGGAGAAUAUCAGUGAUGAAGUACUACACUGCUGAGGGUGUGUUGGAGUGGCCAUUCUGGAUGAAGCUGGUCAUCGUGGCGAUAGGCAUGGCAGGCGGACUGGUGUUCAUGUACGUCCAGUGUAAAGUGUACUGGUUGCUAUGGAGACGACUCAAAGCCUUCAAUCGCAUCAUCACUGUGCAGAACUGCCCCGAGAAGCCGCCGCCCACCAAUGCCGCGCUGGCCAAUGGGAAUCACCCUGAGGCCGUGGAAGUCCCGAUAGGCCCCGCCCCCGAGGUUAUCCAGAUGGACUCCGACCUCUCGGAGGAAAACCCCGUCUGACACCCACACACACACACACACCC
Oncorhynchus gorbuscha (pink salmon) is the source of this 629-nucleotide messenger RNA. RefSeq names its product E3 ubiquitin-protein ligase MARCHF8-like. Gene Ontology annotation, biological process: antigen processing and presentation of peptide antigen via MHC class II; immune response; protein polyubiquitination. The transcript has 4 exons. Gene Ontology annotation, molecular function: ubiquitin protein ligase activity; MHC protein binding. The coding region runs from base 1 to 606 and encodes 201 amino acids. The record is from RefSeq and is a predicted model, not a curated record. Gene Ontology annotation, cellular component: lysosome; early endosome membrane; cytoplasm. Lineage: Eukaryota; Metazoa; Chordata; Actinopteri; Salmoniformes; Salmonidae.